GCAGCUUCCGGUUCCGGCCGCGGACCGGCGCGAGCAGGCGCGGGAGGAGGCGGCGCGCGCCGAGGUCCAUCAGGCUGGCGUGAUGCUGCCCCGUCCCGUGAUGUCCUUCCCGCGCCUGCUCUGUGCUGUGGCCUCCCAGCGGCUGGCCCCCUGGAGAGGCGGCGGAAGCAGCCCCCUGCACACGGCCCCCGCCGUCUGUGCUGACGGGAGCGCCCCGGUGUACACCCGCGCCUUGGCCUUUGCGGACAGGAUUGCUCUGGUUGACCAGCAUGGCCAGCACACGUACAGGGACCUUUACAACCACAGCCUGAGCCUGUCCCGGGAGCUGUGCCGUCUCCUCGAGCGUGCUGACGGGGACCUCCAGGAGGAGAGGGUCUCCUUCCUGUGCUCCAACGACGUCUCCUACGUGGUGGCACAGUGGGCUUCGUGGAUGAGUGGAGGCAUCGCCGUCCCCCUCUACCGGAGGCACCCCCAGGCUGAGCUGGAGUAUUUCAUCCGGGACUCCCGGAGUGCUGUGGUCCUCGCCAGCCAGGAGUACCUGGAGCUCCUGCACCCGGUGGUCAGGAAGCUGGGGGUCCCCCUGCUGCCCCUCCCGCCCACGGUCUAUGGUACGGCCCCUGAGGAGCCUGGGGCGUGGAAGGUGCCUGAGCGGAACUGGAGAGACCGAGGCGCCAUGAUCAUCUACACCAGCGGGACUACAGGGAGGCCCAAGGGCGUGCUGAGCACUCACCGCAACAUCAAGGCCAUGGUGACGGGGCUGGUCCACAAGUGGGCGUGGAGUAAAGACGAUGUGAUUCUCCAUGUUCUUCCGCUGCACCACGUGCACGGCGUGGUCAACAAGCUGCUGUGUCCGCUCUGGGUGGGGGCCACCUGUGUGAUGCUCCCCGAGUUCAGCGCGCAGCUGGUUUGGGAAAAGCUCUUAGGUGGUGAGAGCCCCCGGAUUAACGUGUUCAUGGCGGUGCCCACGAUCUACGCCAAGCUGACGGAUUAUUACGACAGACAUUUCACCCAGCCUCACGUCCAGGCUUUUGUCCGCGCAGUUUGUGAGCAGAGAAUUAGGUUGAUGGUCUCAGGGUCCGCCGCCCUGCCCCUGCCGGUGCUGGAGAGGUGGCAGGGCAUCACAGGCCACACUCUACUGGAGCGCUACGGCAUGACGGAGAUCGGCAUGGCCCUGUCCAACCCCUUGACCGCCACGCGUGUGCCAGGCUCCGUGGGGACCCCGCUGCCAGCCGUGGAGGUGCGCAUAGUCUCAGAAAACCCGAAGAAGGAGGGCUGCCCCUACGUGCUCCACGCGGAAGGAAACGACAGGGAGACGCAGGUGACCCCGGGGUUCAAGGAGAAGGAAGGGGAGCUGUUGGUCAGAGGGCCGUCUGUGUUCCGAGAAUACUGGGACAGACCAGAAGAAACGAGACGCGCCUUCACCGAGGAUGGCUGGUUCAAGACAGGCGACACGGCAGUGUUUAAGGACGGCACCUACUGGAUCCGGGGCCGCACGUCCGUGGACAUCAUCAAGAGCGGUGGCUACAAGGUCAGCGCCCUGGAGGUGGAGCGGCUGCUGCUGGCGCACCCCAGCAUCACAGACGUGGCCGUGAUUGGAGUUCCAGACAUGACGUGGGGCCAGCGGGUCACUGCAGUGGUGACCCUUCAAGAGGGACACUCACCAUCCCACAGGGAGCUCAAAGAGUGGGCAAGUCUGGGAAGUUUCUGCUUCCUCUGCUGUCUCUCUGCACCCCUCCUUCCCAACGUGCCUCCCUUCUUGGUGCUGAAGGUAUUUUUGGUUCGUCCAGCACGAUUCCGCAAGGAGCAGAAGCCCUUGUUCCGUGAGGGCCAGCGUGGCUGCGCGAUGCGCUCCGCUGGGUUUGCCGACGCACACUGGGAGCAGGUGUUCCACGGAGGAGGGUAUUCUAGUCGCCGUCACAGUUUCAAUGAAACGCCAGUCACCAGUGCGGAGCUGUCCGCCGAGAGUUGGGGUCCGGUCUCGGGCAGCCCGUGCACACGGGUCAGGCUUGGGACCGUGGCCACGGGAAGACCUGAGGCAGGUACUCUGUGCACUUGGGGUGGGGGCAGGCGACACCCCUAAAAGGUCAGGGCCGGUGGCUGACUGCUGUCUCCAGGACGGUCCCACAGUGAGGCCGACGUCCAGGCUUCUGUGUCCUCAAGCCAGGCAGCCGCUGGGCAGCGACGCCGAGGCCACACAGCCCAUGGUGGGGCAGGUCCGCCUCUCGGACGUGGCCCUUAGGGAAGUGGCCCUCCCUGUCAGCUCUGCUCUCCUGCGUUUUUCCUUUCUGACGAGUCCUCCCUCAGCUGGUGCUCCCCAGGCCAAGAGUCAGAGGCUCAGGCCACAUGUCCCUGCGAGGCAGUGAGUGAGGCGUGGAGCAGGACAGCAGCACGUCUGUGCCCGGGACGCGGCCCACCCACUACCCUCUAUCCCCGAGAUACCAAGUCCGA
Mustela erminea (ermine) is the source of this 2448-nucleotide messenger RNA. RefSeq names its product acyl-CoA synthetase family member 3 (gene ACSF3). The transcript is spliced from 10 exons. Gene Ontology annotation, molecular function: medium-chain fatty acid-CoA ligase activity. The coding region runs from base 83 to 2080 and encodes 665 amino acids. The record is from RefSeq and is a predicted model, not a curated record. NCBI's taxonomy places the organism in Eukaryota, Metazoa, Chordata, Mammalia, Carnivora, Mustelidae. Gene Ontology annotation, biological process: fatty acid metabolic process.